CAAACACCUGGGCAAUUGUUGCUCUCUACAACUACCUACCUACUAGGUAUACAUGUGCAUCAAUCCUACACCAGUCAUCUAGAUACGAUACGCGAAUACGAAUUGGUCAAUUCCUCAAUCUCCAUCACUCGCAGCUUCAGGGGUUGCACCGCUUCUCAGCGCCAACAGCAGCAGCCUGGGGAGAGAGUCAGUCAGUCUGCCCCUCUUACGGGGAGAGCAUCGAGCAUUGUGAGCUCUUCCAUCAUCCAGGGGUGAAAUGAACAAAAAGCAAGGCAUCUCCCCGUGUCACCUACGAAAUCUGUGAAUCAUUAGCAACAACGGUGGAAUAAGGCGUGGAGGUUUGGGAAACAUCACAGCAUCGAACAGAACCCGACUUCCCCUCACCCACGCAGCUCUUGUACGACCGACUCCCCGAAAUCGGGCUUUCUGGAAACGCCACCUCGCUCAACCACAGGCUCAAAAUGGAUCUCGAGACCAGGGUGCAUGCCGAGGCCCUUUUGCUCAAGGCUGCCCGCACGUACGGCGUCCAGGUUCGCAGGGACGAGGUGCAACAGCAUCUUAGGCACGAUCACUACGGCGCCGCAUUGGCUGAGUGGGCGAGUUUGCAUCUCACGACGGACAACCUACUGAGCCCUGAUGAGCUGGCAAUAUACUCGUUGCUAGACAGGAACGGCCAGGUCGACAUUCUGGCCAACCUCCAUGACCUAUCCGAGGUGCAGAGCGUCACCGAGGACGAUAUCAAGGUGGCCAUUGAGGAGCUGAGGAGGUCCACCGAGAGCAUCACGAAACAGAGCGAGACUCUUCGCCACCAGCAGGAUGCGCUGUCGCGUCUUGUCAGGAAGCGUGCUGAAAAUGAUGCCCGAAGACGGGAUCUUGACCUGGAUAGGCAAAGCAAAUCCGAGUCGGAACGGCAGCGGGUUGCCGCAGAGGUAGAGGCAGCUUCGCAGAGCCUUGCUUUCCGCAUCUCUGACCUCGAGGAGCAAGGCACCCAGGCCGGAUCCAACCUCAAGGGCACCCUGGGCGAGAUAUUCCGGGGAGAUGACAAGAUCCUAGCCAACCUGCAGAAGCUGGGCUGGGAGCUGGAGCAGCCCGAUCCGGAUGAGACGUCCAAGAUUGACAAGCUGCGUGAAAUCUGCUCGCGCCUGGUCAAGAUUACGGUUGAGACAGUCCGAGCCAAACUGGACACCACCUACAUGGAGACGCUUGUGGAAGCUGAGCGCUCGGGGCGUGUCAAACCUACGACGGACGACGAGGUCAAGGCGCUCGAAGCCGAGGUCGAGUCGUUGCACUCGGAAAUACUUUCCGUUGCUCAGAUAUCUGUGGAGCAGCAGUACCUCGAGCCGGCGCUGCAGACGGUCUCCACGGAGGGCGGCCAAAGUGCGAUGCGCACAUCCAAUGCCUUGGCCUAUAUUGAUAAAUGUCUCGAUUAUCUAAUGGGCCGCCUGGAUCGAAUCCAAGGACGCAUCGAGACCCAUCUGUCGCACCAAGCUGCCGCAGCAGCACUCAUCACCACUGCCAAGACGGAGAUGGCUGUUGAGAUCCUGCCGCCCGUGAAGCAGUCGUCGUCAUCCGCGCCCGUAUCCAUCUUCCCGACUUCACCGAGCAAAUCUGGAACACCUGCGCGGAAGCGCUCCAACACUGUUGGCUCUCAGCACCGCCGAAGGUCGUCUGGCGUCGUCGACGAGCCCCCGCUCGAUACCCUCAUGUACACCCUGUCGAUCCCGUCAUCCGUUUCCGAGGAGGCCGAUGUCAGGGCGAAGAUGGUGGGCUUGUCCAAGAUUUUCGAUGAGAGAUGGAACAAGUACGACGAGAUUGCCCGGAAUGCGCAGGAGACGUUUGAGAUGGGCGCCCUGGCGCAGCUAAACGACACGAGACUAGCCAUUCAGCUGCUGCGGGACAGCGUGUUGGCAGAGAGCCCGUUUAAUGACCCCAGGCUGGUCGAUCCAGAGAUUUCCGGCUCCAUUACUGUUUUGGCGGCAGAGGUGGAGGGCGUAAAGGACAGGCUGGCGGCCGUCGAGGGUCAACGAAGGGAUCGCAAGAGCGAGAAGAGAGACGAAUUUAUUGAGCGCUGGGGGUAGGUGGAUGCUAUGAGAGAUAUAUCUGUGUCAUAGGGGAGUUUAUUAUUGCAUUUACAGCCAAAUUUAGUCAAUAUUUGUUCAUGACCAAGCUUCCCAGAAGAUGUCAGUUCAUAUAAUACAUUGGUGGUAUUCCUAGAGGCCAUAUGGUU
Molecule: messenger RNA, 2227 nt
Organism: Trichoderma harzianum CBS 226.95
Lineage: Eukaryota; Fungi; Ascomycota; Sordariomycetes; Hypocreales; Hypocreaceae
Exons: 5
Coding region: 462-2078 (538 amino acids)
Source: RefSeq, a predicted model, not a curated record